Messenger RNA from Branchiostoma floridae (Florida lancelet), 482 nucleotides. Its product is annotated as ferredoxin-1-like. Lineage: Eukaryota; Metazoa; Chordata; Leptocardii; Amphioxiformes; Branchiostomatidae. The record is from RefSeq and is a predicted model, not a curated record. Gene Ontology annotation, biological process: electron transport chain. Gene Ontology annotation, molecular function: electron transfer activity; 2 iron, 2 sulfur cluster binding.
AUGUCGGGAGUCACGUACCAGGUGAAACUCGUGAACGCGGGUGAAGAGAAGACGAUUGACUGUGCUGUUAAAGACACGUUCAUUUCGGACGCAGCUGAGGAACCAGGAGUGGCCCUCCCCUACUCCUGCAAGGCGGGCGCAUGUUCCACCUGUGUCGCUAAGAUCGUGUCUGGCACCGUGGAUCAGAGUGACCAGACCUACCUGGAUGCGGACCAAAUCGGACCAGGGUUCGUCCUGACCUGUGUGGCCUACCCAUGAAGUGACCUGGUCAUCACUACCCACGAAGAGGAGAACUUCUACUAAACCCCAGCUGUUUGAAAUGUUAUUACAGUAUACGUAUACUCAACUAUGCUACCUCUACGCUACUGAAAAUAGCCUGCUGGGAGCUGCUAGGUUCUAGGGCUGUAACUGGCCCGGUGAUGUUGGGCGGGCCGCUAUAUGCUUGAUUUAAUCAGGUUAUACAGGGUGCUAUCUUAUGCUAC